Acanthamoeba castellanii str. Neff is the source of this 354-nucleotide messenger RNA. RefSeq lists its product as uncharacterized. The coding region runs from base 1 to 354 and encodes 117 amino acids. NCBI's taxonomy places the organism in Eukaryota, Discosea, Longamoebia, Acanthamoebidae. The record is from RefSeq and is a predicted model, not a curated record. The transcript has 3 exons.
AUGCACACCAGGCUGAUGGCUGUGGCCAGGGAGAGGUGCAAGUGGGCCACUGUCAAGAAGCAGGUCCACAUUGAGGAGGACUCCAAUGAAGAGAGAUUCAUCUUUGACUUCAUCAUCACCCUCAUCAUCACCAUCAACAUGCUUGGAGCUUGGCUGAUGUGGAAUGACCACAUUGAGGAGGUCCAUGUUGAGGUGCCUGUCAAGGAGGUGACUGUUGAGGAGGGCACCUUCCUAUUCUGCCAGGGCCAGGCUGCCAUGUGGACUGUCCUCUUUGCCACCAGUGCUGUUCUCCUCCACCAAGAUUUUAACACUUUCACAUCUCUGGGACUGCUUACCCUGGUGGCGAAGGACUGA